GAAAGCUCGGGCGUAAAAGCUCUGUUGUCAAAGCGCCGUGACUCAUAAUCGUUUGUGUCGUCGUGCGACUUUCAUCCUCCGCUCUCGUCAAGUGAAUGCAAAGUUGAACAUCCCUCGAAGUUACUUCGCGAUUUCUUUCUAUCGCGGGCCGCUCUUCUGAUCGACCCUCUCUCUUCUCUCCGUCUCUCUCUCUCUCUCACUUUGUUGCAACGCAAUCCAUUGAUUACAAAUUACAAUCGUAAGCCGCGUUCACGAGAGAUCGACUCCGUUAAUCUUUCCGCGCGCGUUUCGUUGUUUCGCAUUGUUGCAUUUGCGAAAUUUCGCGAUAGAAUCGCACACACAUUUGCAAGGAUACUCAAUUUGUUUUUUUAUUCAAGCAUCGCGCAUAAUAAGAAGAUAGUUUUAAAUUUAAAUGGUUAUCUAUGGACUUAUUAGAUAAAUUGUUUGAAAAUUUUAAUAACAUCAAUGUGGACAGUGAUUUUGCUUAGUUUAGUCCUCAAGUGCUUGUUAAAGAAGCUACGUCGAAUAGAUUCGAGGCAAAUCAACACGUGGCAAGUGCACUCAUCUCCCUCUUUAAGACAUCGCUUUGUAAAAGAGAAAAUUAAAUUCCACGGAUAAAAUAUUCAGAAUUGAAUCUGACGAAUCAAAAAGCAGUGAAUUGUAGUCAUCUUUGAUAGUUGAUUACAAAAUAAUUGAUCAUUAAAACAUCAACAAGGAAUUUACUUGCUAGAAGCAUGUGAGUAAAUGGCCGUGGAAGGAUUGUAUCAUCCUUGGAAUUACUUACUAUGGGCAUCUGCCUGGAUACUGAUCAACAAAAUGGAUCGCAGAUGUUCGAGGAAAGCAAUAUCCGAGCUACGGGAAGAUGGCGAGGAGAAGCGGGUCUUUUGGCAACUCCACCGGAUGGACAAUUUCCAAAGCAAAACAUUGGCGCAGUUAAAUUUGAAAUACCAAAAGUUCCAGUUAUAUUCGUACUUGGUGGUCCCGGUAGUGGUAAGGUGACAUAUUGCGACAAUUUAAUACAAGAAAAACAAGGAAUAACACAUAUCAAUAUGAUGGAUCUUCUUCAACAAUAUGCACUAGGAAAUGAUAUGCAAGAUUUUGGACAACUUAGUAGUAAGACAGUCACGGAAGUGCUGAUGCUCGAGAUGAAAAUGUCGCCAGGAGCGAAAGUUUUUCUCGUAAGCGGAUAUCCACGAAAUAUGCGCGACGUAGUAGAAUAUGCUGAAAAAAUAAAAAUUGUUAAUGGCGUUAUUCUUGUGUCGUGGAGGCAAGAAGUAUUGGAGAGACAAAUUGAUUUCGGUGCGCAACUCGGACAUGUGAUCAUCGGAUUAGCUAGGAUGGAAUUACAUAAUUUCUACAGGAAUGUCAUGCCAGUUGCAGAAUAUUUUGAUCAAAGUGGAAUGUUGCUCGAGGUAAACGGAGAGCGUAAUCCGAGUGAAGUUUAUAUUAGUUUUCGGGAUGCUGUUCUUAAAAUUCUUGGUAUGUCAAACGGCGAAAAUCAAGACCAAAAUAUACCUCAAUCUCUAGAAGCAGAAGUCGAAGUAGAAAGGAGAAAAGAAUCUGUUUCUGGCUCACCGAAACAACAAGUAUCUGAAACAACAUCUCCUCCAUUAACGAAAAACGUACCAUCAAAAACUGCUGAUAAACCAAGAAAAGGAUUGCCAUCAUUUAUCUGGGUCAUAGGUGGACCGGGAAGUAACAAGGCGGCUCUUUGCACUCAAGCCGUUCGCAACAUGCCCGGUUGGUUACACGUGAGUAUUGGAGGAUUGUUGAGAACAAUGGCAUCGUCGAAUGUUGUCGUGAACGAUGCUAUCGUAUCGGGUGAAAUGGUUCCUCACGAUAUUGUGAUGCAACUCGUGCAACAACAAAUUCUUCUCAAUCGAGACUCAGACGGUAUUGUCAUAGAUGGAUAUCCAAGAGAUUUGAAUCAAGUGCAAGAAUUUGAGAGUAAAUUUGGACAAGAACCACCACUAGUGUUACUCGACUGUUCCAAGUUGCAACUCGGGAGAGGAAGAUUGGAUGACAGUGUCUCGGCAUUUAGAAAGAGAUUGGAGCUCUUCCGCGAAGUGUCUCUUCCCAUGUUAAAAACACUGGAUAGUGACAAUCGAUUAACAAUAGUGGAUGGUGAUACAGAUGUGCCAAGCGUACAGCAAGAUUUUGCCGCGGCUUUAUAUCAACUAAUGCGUAGGGCACGUCGCAAAGAAGAGGAAAAUUUACAUGACCCGGGUUUUCCAGAAAUAAAAGACCAACCAAAUGGGGUACACGCGACGAAUAACCAUCAAAAUGGACAUGCUAUACCUAAUGGCGUUGCCAAACAAAUUGCCAGCGAUGUAUCCAAUCAUACAGAGAAGAUAAUCAACGCAACGAAAAAUGUAAAUGGAAUUGCUGCUCAAGGAAUAGGCACUAUCUCGAACGGUGUGUUGAACAAUACAAAGCAUAAUCAACAAAACGGUCAUAUUUAUCAAAAUGGCAUCGCAAAUGGAGCAGCGCAUAUGCUGCAGAAUGGCGUAGCACAUUUAGCUAACGGCAUUAAAUCCGGCAACAACAAAGUCGCACCAACAAUGCACAAUUUGCCAAAGGAUCCCAUCAGGAAAAUGUACAACGAAGUCGAAGGUUAUCAGCAGAAUCUUUAUAUGUAACAUCUGCUGAUAUCUUUUUUUAAAUAGUACACAACACUUUUUUACUUGUUGACAUCGUGUGUGAUAAGACUCUUUGAUCUAUAUAUAUAUAUAUAUAUAGCUGCUGGAAUUUUCGAGUGUCGACAAUUUUGAUAGCUAUAAUCGCGCCCGUUUUUCAGAAGAGUUUACUGAAAUCUUUUAAAAUACAUACAAGACACAUAGUAUGUGUCACAACUAAAAAAAAACAUAUAUAUAUAUAUAUACACAAUCAUUUGCUAUAAAAAAAAGUCAGAAUUAAACGUAUGAUAGAUACCAUAUAUUUUUCACAGAUUAAUUUAAAAAUAAUAUAAAUAAGUAUCACAACUCGUCUGCUGUUAGAAAUUCUCGUUCUGUCAUUUUGUCGAUACAGUUGUGUUUGAAAUAUUUCUUCCGAAUUUAUUAUUUAUUAUUUGCAACUUAUUACGGGAUCAUAUAAUAAUGUUAUACAAUUACUACUAAUGUCGUCAAUACCGUCCAUAAUGAACAUACCAUGCAUGAGUGCGCGCUGGAAGAAGAUGUACCUGAUGAAAGUAUCGAGAUAUCAAACUAACUCAAUUUAUUUUAUAAUUCGAUCCGCGGGCGGAUUCAUACGAUUUGUUAGUGAUUAGAAAACAGUUUAAAACUAUUUAAAAUAUUUUCAGCAUUGUGUGUGUGCUACACCAAAUUGUACAUAAUUCGUACAUCGGAUAAAAAGAAUAGACUGCUUUAGUUAUAGGAUACAACGGUUACGUUUUUUGCGGUAUUAUUUUCUAUUUUCUUCUUUUUUUUUAUUUAAAAUACCACAUCUACUUUUAACAGCAAAUAACAAUAAAAAAAAAAGAGUACUCAGGAACUUUAAUUUUAUCUGUUUGCAAAGCAAUUUUAUAAAACU
This is a messenger RNA of Pseudomyrmex gracilis, 3528 nucleotides long. Its product is annotated as adenylate kinase isoenzyme 5. Gene Ontology annotation, cellular component: nucleus; cytoplasm. Bases 786 to 2639 code for a protein of 617 amino acids. Gene Ontology annotation, molecular function: ATP binding; UMP kinase activity. Gene Ontology annotation, biological process: CDP biosynthetic process; UDP biosynthetic process. The transcript is spliced from 13 exons. The record is from RefSeq and is a predicted model, not a curated record. NCBI's taxonomy places the organism in Eukaryota, Metazoa, Arthropoda, Insecta, Hymenoptera, Formicidae.